UAUAGGGGAGACCGGGUAUAGUUGUCAUAGCGGUCAUUGUUUGCGAUUUGUGUUGAAGAAUCGCGAAUGCCCCACUUCCUUUUCACGCCGAUUUUUUAUCGCUGAGACAACCAUACCCGGUCUCCCCACUCAUCUUCAUUCAAGCCCUUACUACGUCAAGGUUACUACGAAUGAAUAAAACGUGUUAUAUUAUGAAAUUAUCAACGCCUACGGAGCUUUAAUCGUAUUUUAUACGUUUGUUUUAGAUGAAGAUAGAUCUUCGUAAUAGCGUAGUAUAUUUAUCGAUAAAAACUGCGGAGUACUGAUCUUACCUAACAAACAAGUUUUUAAUAACAGGUUGACGCUAUCCUCUAAAUUUAUAUCAUGUUUCAUUUUUACAUGCGUAAAAAAAGUAAAUAAACUUCUUUGAAGCACGUAAUAAUUUACCAAGUCAAUAAACCGGCUAAUGCCAGAGUGUGAAUGAAGGCAAAAUUUUGUUUACGACAAAAUGACAACCUAUGUGAUAAAGAUCUGAAUUUAUUGACAGUUUUAUUUAUUUAUACUGCGUUUAGAGCCCACAUACAAACGAUUACUUAUUUUAUAGAUUUUUCUUUGAUGUUUCCAUCACUAUUAUUCUAGUCGAUGGUGCAAUAGGAACAUUAUUUUAAAUGACACGAGCAAAGUUAAUUUAACUCACACCAAUAAGUGUCUUAGAUAAUUAAAAUAACCGUCUUAAUUUAUGAAUGAAAAUUGAUAUCGAUAUCUGUUUAGCUUCGAUGUAGGUCUUUUACAUAAUUUGGGGUCGAGUUCAGACUGCGAUAAGUUGACGUUAUUAAUUGAAUAAAAUGACAUCCGUGAUAGUGCGUCUUGUACAAAUCUCGGUGAAAUUGGUUCAUUACAAGUCAAUGAUUGCCCAACCACCGGAACUACAACCAUACAGUUUGAUCUGUACUCCUAAAAAUGAAUCAGAACAUUUAAGGACUCGUAUGAUUUUACUGGUCAUGGUCUUCAUGCUUCUCUUCAUCAUGGGCGCUAUAUUCUUCAGUUAUUACGCAGCAAUAACCAUCGCAUCUCACAUAGAGCGUGGUGUCAAAAUUUCAGUCUCGGUACUAGAAGAAUGUUGACCGAUACUUCAUACCGAAGCGAAGACCGGUAAACAGAUCAUUGUUAUUCAAGCAUGUGCCUACAGAGUAACUGAAAUGGAGGAAGAAUACGCAACUAUUGUGUACGUGGAAUUAGCUGAAAAUAUAUAUGUGCCUUACGAAUGGCCAAUUCGAGGGAUUGAAAAUUUAAUUUUAGUUUUGGCAGAAAAAAUAAUUUCUCAAUUUGGUUUUGCGAGUCCCGUUCUACAGGUGAAGAAUAUACCAACAAGAUUGAUGCGACGUACCAAAACAACCGGUUCUAUACAUGUAUUUGAAAAGGUGGCGAAAGAGGAGAUGGUUGGCUCUUUUGUUUAUGACAUAGUGUUGCCUAAAGAAGAAGACAGUAUUCACAUGGAGAUGACCCGCGGAAGUAGCAUCAAAAAAGGAUCAUGGCCAAAUUACGUGACGAGCUUCUGUCCAAGAGAUAACAAGAUAUCAUACCACCUGAUUCCUCAACGAUUUAGGUAAGUUGAUAUGUAUAGUCUGUUACUUCAGAGGCUACCUUGCCUUUGUUUGUCUAUGUCAGCCUAGGUCAAACAAAUAUUAUGCUUUCAGUGGGGAGUGUUGUUUAACGCAAGUGCUAACAAACAUACCUUGUGCUC
Messenger RNA from Microplitis mediator, 1723 nucleotides. RefSeq lists its product as uncharacterized. NCBI's taxonomy places the organism in Eukaryota, Metazoa, Arthropoda, Insecta, Hymenoptera, Braconidae. The record is from RefSeq and is a predicted model, not a curated record.